CAAAACCAGCAGAUUAUUAGAAGAAUUCGCCAAAGUCCGGUGCUGUUCCAAAAAGCUAUACCGGACGAUAUCAUCUGAUCUGAUCUGAAGAGAGGAUGGGACAGUGGAAUACGUGAUGCUGGAAUGUGAGGAGUACACAUGAUAGAGACAAUGCGAGUGAUUCUGACUGAUCUGAGAUAUAAUAGGAAUGAAGAGUAGAAAAAUAGGAGGGGGUUACAGCGGGUAUUGAAAAGAGAUGAAUAAAAGGAUGAUUGCGGCAGUGAGAAUUCUUGGAGAGAAUGUUUUAUGCUAGAUGUAGGAAUUGAUGAUGUGGUGGAUACCGUUUAUUUAUUUAUUUACUUUUUUUUUCUAGAGGAGGUGUCGUUAAACUUGUAAAGGUUUGACGUAGGAGCAAUCCAGUGUUAUCCGUAAAAUGAAGAUCAAGAUUAAAAUCCGUGAAACAUAAACAAACCCGGCAAGAAAGCGUGGUGUGAGGUGCCACUGCCAUCACAAGAGGACAAGGUUGAGCAAAGGACAGUUAAUUAAGCGACAGGAACAGUUUGCAGCCACUCACCAACUUGGGAACUAACUGAAACCCGAACACAGUGGCAGAACAAAAUGCCACUAAAAAAGAAUCUCAUUGAAGAAGGAUGUGUGGUGAUGGUGCAGAAAGGGGCAUACCUCAAAACCUGCAGAGUGUUUUCUGGAAGGUCGUACACAUUUGGGAAACGUGGAGAUGGCCAGUUCACUUUAAACCUGGAUGGUGCCCUUGGCUGUCCCUUUGGCUCUUCCUUCCGCAUGGACAGGGUAUCCAACAAGAUGUUCAGCAUAACCAAGAUUGAAAAUCCAGUCAUUUCUCUUGAUAUUGUAACAGAGGGAGGAGUGGACAACAGGGACUUGCAGGAUGACGGGCGCUCACAGAAACUGACACCUGAUGAAAUAAUCACGUUGAAGAAUAAAGGCCUGACAGGCAAAGAGGUUAUUCAAGUCAUUACUGAAAACAGUUCUACCUUUAAGGACAAAACAGUAUACUCACAAGAGAAAUAUGUAAAUAAAAAGCAAAAGAAGUAUGGUGAAACAAUCACCAUUCACAAACCUACCAUACGCCUCCUGAAUGACAUGUACUACACCCAAGAUCCCCUGAAAAUUGCGAAUCUUCGUAUUGACACACUGUCUCAGCUUCUGUGCCAUUCUAAUGUUCAGGCUGGUGGUAACUUUGCUGUCUUUGAGUCUGGGUCUCAGGGGCUGGUGACAGCUGCCAUGCUACAGCGUAUGGGCACCGUGGGCCACUUAGUGCAGGUGUAUCAUGGUGCACAUCCUCAGAGAGAAGCGGUGGAUCUAAUGAACUUCAGUGAAGAAGAGUUGCUUGUGUUGUCCUUCAUUAACGUGACUAAGUUACCUGAGGCCACGCAAAGGGACAGCCUCACCACCACCACUGCCACUACCAAUACCAACACCACCACUACUACUAACUCCAACACCACCACUACUACCACUAGCAUCACUACUGCAGAGCCAAUGGACACAAAUGAGGAGGACGAGACAAGAAAGGAAGAAACCCCUCACAGUUCAAAAAGUGAUGAACAGAAGCAUACAAAUGAAGACAGUGAAGAGAACCUAAUCCAAAAAGAUAAUGAAAAACUUGACUGUGAAAGCCAAGAGAACAAAGAUCAGCAUGUGAACGGUAAAAAGAGUGAAAAACAGGAUCAGGAAACGCAAAAAAGUGGAGAACAAGCAAAAAAACCUUCUAGGCCACGAAAAUUUGUUCGGACUCAAGUGGAAGAUGUUAGUAUGUCAUCAUCAGUGUUGGAACAAGGCAUCAUGGGGUUGGUGGUGGCCUGCCGGCAGUACCCAAAUGAUGUCGUCAAGGAAUUGAUGCCAUUCCUCCAUCCUGGUCACUCCUUUGUUGUAUUUUCUCCUUAUAAAGAGCCUUUAAUGGAGCUGUAUUCUGAGGUGAGGACACUGGGAGGCACCAACAUGAGGCUGAGCGAAACAUGGUUACGUCACUACCAGGUGCUUCCUCAGCGCACACACCCUGCCAUCAACAUGUCAGGUGGGGGAGGCUACCUUCUCUAUGGUACUAAGGUCCUCAAAUAAUCCUAGAAGAGGGUGUUUGAUCAUGUUUUCUCUAGGAGAUGUGCAGUAACAGGUGACUAUGCUGCCAACACUACCAAAAUUAUUAAUGAGGUAUUAAAAGAUUAAUUUCUGUUGGUCUUUACUGAGGAAAAUUUCAAAAGUCAGCCCAAAGUAAAUCAGAUAUUUAGAUUGAGAGGAAAAAAUUAACUGAUAUUUGCAUGAUCAUGAAAAACUCUGAGGGAUGGACACCCUGAGAAAAGCUGAUUCAUCAGGAACAGAUGUGACCUUUCCUUGUUUUGUAAAGGAAUGAGGGGAUGUACCUGGCAUAUCAGUGAUGAAAUUAUGUAAGAAGUCAGUAAGUAUGGGUGUAGUAUCUAAUAUAUGGAGAUAACACUUAUGUAGUUCUAAUACUUAAUCCACAACUACUGCAAUGAAUUGCAGGCUUGUGACUCAUAAAAGGGAUGGAUGGAUCUUCAUCAACAACAACUGGGAUUGCUUUUGCUGAAGAGACACCAUGUAUGUCAGGGAUGGAGUGCACCUUUGAUGCCAGAAUGUUUAUGGUCAUUGUAUUGGUAGAUGAUGGGAUGGUCAGGAAUUACUGAGAAAAGUAAAAAAAACAAUUAUUAUAAAAAGUAAAAAAAAAAAAAACAAUAAGAGAUUAAAGAAAACCAUAUACAGGGAGGUCCCAUUAUACAAGCAUCUGUUAUACGAGAGACCAAUGAUACAAGAUGUGUAAAUUAAGGACUAUUUUCUUUAUGCAGGCGUAAAAAUAUGAUGAGAUGAGCAUCAGUCCAAGCUAAGUAAAAUUAUAAGGUUUAAAAUGGGUGUCUUCCUACAUCCUUCCACUAACACAUCAUUAACUUGGAGGAUAAUAAUGGAGAAAUACUGACAGUAAUAACAAACUAUGCACCAUCCAAAACAAAUUCUUGGAACAAGGAAGAAUAUGAGAAAAUAACAAGAUAUCAUUCAUUGUUUGAGUAAAUUAAUCAAAAGUAAUAAAAGAGUCCUAUUGGUUGGGAAAAUUAAAUCUUAGACCACGAAUGUUGCAGAAAUUAAUGAAGAAAAAGUUAAGGGGGGUGUCAAGACACUUAGGGUCGUCGACAGAAAGGCAGUCCGAUCUGGGGACAUUUAUGGUCCCCUCCCCAGGUGGGAACUCCGAGGCUGGUGUAGGAGUCGCCAUGAUGAUUUUAAAAUUUUUGAGUGAAGGGUGUGUGUGUUAUUAGGUGCUUGUAGUUUUGUGUGGAGGAAGAGAGUUGUCUUUAGAGGGCAGGCUGUGACUGCCCCCUUGUGUUGUGAGACACAAAGGGAAACGUUCAGUGAGGUCAGAGCUGGGUUUAAUGAUAAGUUCACAGCACCCCCUGAACAGUGCUUCAGUCCUCACUGGGAGUAAUUAUCGUUUCGGCAAGUGUCUACUGCCUCCUUCUGGUGGUAAAAGAUGUAAAAUCAAAAGAGAAAAGUAGAUAGUGGAGUACCACAAGGAUCAGUGCUUGCACUGAUACUUUUCCUGGUCUGCACAUAUUAUAUGCCUGAAGAAGUAGAGUUACAUGAGCUUGUUUGCAGGCAAUUCAAAAUUACAAAGACAUAUAAGAAGCAACAAAGACUGAAAUCCUACAAGAGGAUUUGAAUAAAAUCUGGGACUGGAGUAAGAAAUGGGAAAGGGAAUUUAAUGUGAAAAAAUGUCAUGUAAUGGAAAUGAGAAAAAAGUGAAAGGAGACCAAAAUGGACAUAAAAUGUGAAAUGAAGAAAUAGUGAAAGUAAGAAGAGAAAGUUCUGGGAGUGAUAAUACAGGAUAAUCAACAGUCUGAGAAGCAUGUAGAAAGGAUAUUCAGAGAUACAUAUAGAAUGGUGAAAAAUAUUGGAACAGCAUUCCACUAUAUGGAUAAAGAUAUGAUGAGAAAGUUAAUUACCACCAUGAUUAAAUCAAAGAUGGAAUAUGCUGAAUCAGUGUGGUCUCCACACAAGAAGAAACAUGUGAAAAGACAAAAUUUCUGAUUGGGGCAGAGCAAACUUAGUAUUGUUCAAUACAAAGAUGGUGCAAGAACUGGAAGAAUUAAUAUAUGAAGAAAGGUUAAAGGAAAUGAAUCUGCCAACAUUGGAACAAAGAAGAAAAAGGGAGGAUUUAAUACUAAUUUAUAAACUAGGGAAGAAAGUGGAAGAAAUAGAUAAUGAGAAACUGCUGCUAAGACAAGUAGGAAAUACCAUGAGGACACCAAAAAACUAAGAAAAGGAAGAUGCUUGAGUAACAUAAAGAAAUAUAGUUUCCCACAGAGAACAAGCUAAGUAAGGAUGCAGUAUCAGCAAUAAGUGUGCGCAGCUUUAAGGAAAAACUGAACAAGUGUAGACAUGGAGACAGGACCACACAAGCAUGGUUCAGGCUCUGUAAAUUACUACUAGAUAAAUACAUCCAGGCUGUAUGGUGAUGUACGAUGAUUCAGAGGCACAGAGAUGAGUUUGUGAGCACUGGAAGAGAACUGUGCACCCCUCCUCUGUCUCUUACCCACCAUUCAUUCUCCUGCCUGUUCUCUUUUAAACUGGAAUUGGUGUCUCUCAGACUUCCACCAUUACAGCCUUACUGCUCGUUAUUAUACUCGUACUUUAUUAUCAUUUUGCUUGCAAGCAUAUUUGUGUGACUGAUAGAUGCUUGGAUGUUACAGCUGGCGUGUUCUUUCAUUCGCUGUCUUUGGUAUGGUGCCUUGUGUGUAUAGAUUGUGUCUUAUUUUGUUUCUCAUGUGCUAGUUAUGCCUCUCAAGCAACCAAUGAGUUCCAGUCCAAGUCCUGACAGUAAGGCUAAGCAACCUAGGGUGCCACUAAAAUUUGCAAAGAAGGUAGAAAUUGUUGAGGCAUGGGAGUGGAGAGUGAGUUACCCUCCCUAACACAUUAACUUUGCAUUGGUGAGUGUUGCUCACAUUUUGUAUAUUUACUUAAUAUGAAAUCAUGUUCUUUGUAUGCUGAUUUCUCUUUCAGGUUGCUUUAUCAACAGUUCUGUAAUAUAUACAUACUUGUUGCAUUUUGUAUCAUACAUUUUAGCUUGAAAACUUACUUUUAACAAAGGUCAUGGAACCUACUUAACUCCUUUUUUUAUCAUUAGUUAUGUGUUUUGUUAAAUGAGAAUUCACUAUACAAGCAAUUUAAAUAGAACCUAA
Scylla paramamosain (green mud crab) is the source of this 5198-nucleotide messenger RNA. It is a transcript of the gene Trmt6, whose product is annotated as tRNA (adenine(58)-N(1))-methyltransferase non-catalytic subunit TRM6-like. Gene Ontology annotation, biological process: tRNA methylation. NCBI's taxonomy places the organism in Eukaryota, Metazoa, Arthropoda, Malacostraca, Decapoda, Portunidae. Gene Ontology annotation, cellular component: nucleus; tRNA (m1A) methyltransferase complex. Bases 598 to 2076 code for a protein of 492 amino acids. The record is from RefSeq and is a predicted model, not a curated record. The transcript has 11 exons.